Molecule: messenger RNA, 1907 nt
Organism: Ectocarpus siliculosus
Lineage: Eukaryota; Phaeophyceae; Ectocarpales; Ectocarpaceae
Source: the annotation of a GenBank genome assembly
AUGAUUCAAAUCGGGGCCGUGGAGUGUCGGUUGUCGAGGAACGAUUGCAGGAUAUUCGUCGACCGGGAUCUACGAAAUCUACGCCUCGAUCCCACCCAUUUUUUCGUAGAUCGCUUGCUCUGUCUCAACCUCCGUCUCGUCGCACUCUGGAAUCGCUCCUCUGGUGUUUUGUUUCAUCCGCUACCACCGCUGUUGCAUGCAAACGCUGCCCUGCAGGAGUCACAGAUCACGAUAACAAGAUCGCUUCGUGAUUGGUCACAACCGCAGCAGCGCGAGUUGCUCCUCCUCGUCUCGCUCAAGCAAAGGCUGCCCGUUGGUGUUCGAGGGAACCGAAGGGGACUGGCAGAGCUAGGCGUAGCAGCGGCGGAGACAGCCGCCAUGAGCAACAACGAUGUGCUUUCGUGGAAGCGGGGCUGGAUACCCAGCGCCAUCGCGGUGUCUCUGCUGUUCCUGCCGCUUGAAUCCGUCGGUCUUGAGGCUUUCGAGCCGGGGUGGGAGCGCGGAAUAGCAGCAUUCGUGGCCCUGGAGGUCGUGCGGGUGGGAGCGGUAGGGUUACUGCCGUAUUGGUGGAGAGAGAUCGCUAGGAGGACGGGUCCGUUGACGGACAGAAGUCGGGAGCAGUUCGGGGGGCAACUUACCUCCCUCCUGGUGUCCAGCUACCUCACCUGGAGCAUCAUUAGAUGGGACUGGCAGCUGACGAACAAGCUGCCUUUUAUUCAGACGGUGGGGGAGGACCACACGGGCGUGGUGUUCAGCCUGAUGGCGAUCAUGCUGUCGUACAUCGUGCACGACACUUGGCACCUGGUGCGGUCGUGGCGGGUGAACCGCAACCGUGUGAUGCUUAUCCACCACUUCGUGUUCGCCGUCAUCAGCAUCAUGGGGAUGAGGUUCCGGCAGCUGCCGAUACACAUGCGGAUUCACUUCAUCAUGUUCUCGGCCGAGAUGUCAACCCCGCUCCUCAACGGGCGUUGGCUGAUGCGCCACAUCGGGCUCGUCCACAAGUCCCACGUCAUCAUGAUCGCGACUUCCUUCUCCUUCCUCGUGCUGUUCCUGGUGACAAGGAUAAUGUUGUACCUCUUCAUGAUCCUCGACAUCAUCCAGCUCUACGCGGAGCUGAUCAUGCCGAUGCCCCUGCGCUCUGUCUUUCUGGGCGCGGUUGUCGUGUCGUACGUGGUCAACCUGUACUGGGCCUGGCUCAUCAUUGGCGCGCUGUUCGGGAACGAGGGCAAGCGGAGGGGGGGUCCAACGCUGACAGUGAACCACCCAGACACGCAGAAGAAGUCGAAGGACGCAUGACGGAACCUUCUCGGGUCAUGCCACAGCCUACGUAAUUUUCUAUUUGGAUCUUGGAAGAGAGAUGGUUUUGUACCGCGUCCGUGCCCCGUGCUUGUUGGUGAUAGGCUUGUGCAUUCGGAUCGUGUGUGUGCUUGUUUCGUGCUCUCCGGAGAAAGUCUUUAGGGUGGGAGGUGGGGGGUGUUGAUGGUUGUCCUACCCUUUUGUGUGUUGACCGAGAUAAUUUAAGCAAAUUUUGUGUUACGUUGUAGGGAGAGCUGAUGAUGUGGAGUAAAUUAAGUCGCGACCUCUUCGCCCGUACGUUACGUGGGCGACGAUGGUGGUGUGGUCGGGAAAUCGUUUUUUUUUCAGAUUUUUUUUUUGUCAAAGGGCAGGGCGUUGAGGCCGUUCGGACAACACGUUGUAGGCGGUUGCGCCGUUCAUGAGUUUGUAGGUCGUGGGUUCUACACGAAGGACGCGCUGUUCGCUUCGCGACUGCGCUAUGCAACCACCGAUGUGGUGGGGUCGGAGUGCUACUUUCAUCGUGCAGGCUUUUCUUGGUACGUUUGCCUAUCGCUCGGCGAUGUCACACCCCAUUUUGCGCGCCUGGAAAAAAAUUAUUGAAUCUUCUUUGU